AACUACAUUUUUUUAACAACCUUCUUUUUUUGAACAACCCUCAUAAAAACUACAUUUAUUCUAUAAUAGUUUGCAUCUUUUGCUGGAAAAUGUUGAGCCUUUGUGGGGGUUUUUUGAACAAAUUAAUGUGAACAUAAGAAUUUUUUUUUUCUUUUAUGAUAAGAAUUAGAGCAAAGUCUAUGCAUUCAAAAUACUUUUGCCUCUCUGACAGCUCAAAUUAAAGUUGACUCCUUUGUUUUCCACGCUUUAAAAAAAACUUGCAGCUUUUUCAUCUCAAGUCUCAGUUUCCUUCUACACUUAACCAGAAGCACAAAAAGAGAAAGAGAAGCUAGCUCAGAGAGUACUAUCCUCAAAUCUCAAUCAAUGUCAGCUUCUGUGGCUGCAGCAUCAGUAUCAACAACAACAACAGAUACAACGUUUAUAAAGUGCGUCACUGUUGGGGAUGGAGCUGUGGGCAAAACUUGUCUUCUUAUCUCCUACACCAGCAACACUUUUCCCACUGAUUAUGUCCCAACGGUGUUUGACAACUUCAGUGCAAAUGUUUUAGUCGAUGGCAAAACCGUCAAUCUUGGUCUUUGGGAUACUGCUGGUCAAGAAGAUUACAAUAGGCUUAGACCAUUGAGUUACAGAGCAGCAGAUGUUUUCAUUCUCGCCUUUUCUCUUAUUAGCAGGCCUAGCUUUGAGAAUAUUGCUAAAAAGUGGGUCCCGGAGCUGCGACAUUAUGCCCCUAACGUGCCUAUUGUUCUAGUGGGAACUAAAUUAGAUCUAAGAGAAGAUAAGAAGUUCCCAAUGAAUUAUCCAGGUGCUUGCACAGUCUCUACAGAACAAGGUCAAGAGCUAAGAAAGGAGAUAGGAGCAUUAGCAUAUAUAGAAUGUAGCUCCAAAACACAACAGAACGUGAAGGCGGUGUUUGAUGCAGCGAUAAAAGUAGUUUUACAGCCUCCUUCAAAAACCAAGAAACAAAAGAGAAGAUUUGGUUUCUGCCAUGCUCUCUGAUCUCAAGCUUCUCUUGCUUGCUUUAAAAAAUAUGUAUAUGUUUAUAGUGUGUUGCUAUCUUCUUAAGUGUGAUUUUGUUAUCUUCUUUAUGAGGUGUGUUGUAAUAACAAGCCAAGUCAAGUAUAUGUAAAAAAAAUAUGUACAUUAAACCAAUCUUCAAAAAAUACUAAUGCGUAAAAUUAGGAGAAA
Messenger RNA from Raphanus sativus (radish), 1185 nucleotides. RefSeq names its product rac-like GTP-binding protein ARAC9. Gene Ontology annotation, cellular component: cell projection; cytoskeleton; cell cortex. Gene Ontology annotation, biological process: regulation of cell shape; small GTPase-mediated signal transduction; establishment or maintenance of cell polarity. Gene Ontology annotation, molecular function: GTP binding; protein kinase binding; GTPase activity. The record is from RefSeq and is a predicted model, not a curated record. Lineage: Eukaryota; Viridiplantae; Streptophyta; Magnoliopsida; Brassicales; Brassicaceae. Bases 364 to 996 code for a protein of 210 amino acids. The transcript has 7 exons.